AUGCUGAAGCCACGGUUAUCUCCUUCGUUCAUCCGCAGCUAUGCAACUCGCAUUGCAGAAAAGCCACCUGCACGUUUUCCAGAUCCAUUGCUGAACCAUUCAAAUGCUGCUGUCAAAACACUCAAGGACGAGAACUUGACUUUCAUUCAUCGACCUCCCCCAACAGCACCCUCACCUCAUUCAACAACUUUAGCUCCUGCUUCUCCAUUACUAAAACCUCCAACACCAUCUAAUAAACAUGCACCAAUGCCACCUUUAUUACGGCCUUCGGCUUAUAAUGCUGCACCGUCACAAAUGUCUGAUAAAGACAUCGAGCAGCUACGGAAACUGAGGCUGUCUAAUCCAGAGAAAUACAGCCGUACUAAACUUGCCAAAAUGUUCAAAUGCACGCCGAACUUUGUGUCCAAAGUUGCUGCGCUUCCGAGGCCCCAACGGAAGGAGUUCGCAAGGAAGAUGGAGGCGGAGCAUGAGACUGUGAGGGAGCAGUGGGGGGAGAAGAAGGCGACCUUCGUUGCUAUUAAGCAGAAACGCCGUGAAUUCUGGUGA
Molecule: messenger RNA, 546 nt
Organism: Suillus subalutaceus
Lineage: Eukaryota; Fungi; Basidiomycota; Agaricomycetes; Boletales; Suillaceae
Product: mitochondrial ribosomal protein subunit L20-domain-containing protein
Exons: 1
Coding region: 1-546 (181 amino acids)
Cellular component (GO): mitochondrial large ribosomal subunit
Molecular function (GO): structural constituent of ribosome
Source: RefSeq, a predicted model, not a curated record